Molecule: messenger RNA, 2892 nt
Organism: Solanum dulcamara
Lineage: Eukaryota; Viridiplantae; Streptophyta; Magnoliopsida; Solanales; Solanaceae
Exons: 7
Coding region: 438-2462 (674 amino acids)
Biological process (GO): intracellular calcium ion homeostasis; RNA processing
Cellular component (GO): perinuclear region of cytoplasm
Molecular function (GO): RNA binding
Source: RefSeq, a predicted model, not a curated record
UCAUGAUACCCUAUCUGGCUGGGAACGGGAACGGAAGUUGGUCCUUCAUCUCCUUGGGCUGCAAUCUCUUUCUCCGACGAAAUCGAGUUGUCUUUGAAGCUUUCCUGCACCGACCCUCGCUGGUCUAGCACUUCAUGGCAUGGUCUGAGACAUACCAAAUAUUGACAAUACGAAAUUCAAUAACUGAGUUUUGACCUUGCAAUGCAAAAAACGAUAGUGACAUAGUAUGCAAUCAAGAAUAGCUGAAGUAGAUAUAUGAACAGCUGGGAAGAUAGUGCAGCAAUGGUCCCUGAGGUGUAGUGGUCAUGACUACUAAUCACUAAGGUUGCUGCUUUUUGAUAACUAAAACUUUAGCGGAUGCCUGUUAACUUAGUCAGGUUGUUAGAGUGUUACAAACUGCUCCUGCAUUCAUGUCCUGCUAAUCAAUUUUUGUGGUGAUGGAUCGACAAGCACAUGAUUAUGCUGCUAUGGCGUUUGCUCAACAGCAGCACCAAGCAGCUAGCAUGCAACAACAACAGUUUGGUUUUCAUCCCCAACAUCAACAAUUUCCCCCUUCAGUUCAUGGUCCUCCGUUUCUACCUCCACAUUCUUCCCUUCAACAGUUCCCUUACUGUCGCCCCAUUCAGCAACAACAACUCCAUCCUCAUACACCACCUCCUCACCUUCUUCACCUUCAGCAGCAACAGCAGCAACCUCCUGCGUUUCCUCCACAUAUGCCUCCUCACCAUGCACCAUCCCCUUUCCACAAUCCCUAUGAUUCUCCCCCACUUCCAGCUCCUCCCCCAUCUGACCCAGAACUCCAAAAGCGUAUUGAUAAAUUAGUAGAGUAUGCUGUCAAAGUUGGUCCUGAGUUUGAAUCAAUGAUUCGCGAAAAACAGCAAGAUAAUCCAGCAUACAAUUUUCUCUUUGGUGGUGAAGGCCAUUACUACUACCGCUAUAAUCUUUGGAUGGCUACACGCCCACCAGGUGGACCAUUUAAUGCUCCUUUUCCAUCCUCUUUGCCUAUGAUGCAUCCACCAAAUUCUAUGAUGAGUCCAUCACCCUUGAAUGCUCCUUAUAGUGGCUCCAAUCCUGCUGGUUCUGCUGCAAUGUUGGGUCCACCGCAUUUACAUCAACCUUCUUUCCCACCUUUCUAUGAACACCAGCCUUCUCAGCAUUUUGGCCGAGCUGAUUAUGAUCACUCAUAUAGGUCUUUCAAAGGUCUAUCAAGGCCUCUUCCGUCAGAUGUUGAAAUGGAGUUGACCAAUGUACUAAACAGUCUUAAUGGUACCAAAGAGUCGAUUAAAGGUGCGAAGAAUUGGUUCAUGCAGAGGUCUCCAUUUAUACCUGCUUUGGCUGAGGCACUCAGAGAUGGGGUAUUUUCCCUAGAUGAUUCUGAGAGACAACUGCAUAUAGUCUAUCUUGCCAAUGACAUCCUAUUUGAGAGCUUGCAACGACGAGUCAACCCUCAUGAGCUUGACAAUGAGGCACUUGCUUUUAAGCCUAUUUUGGGUCCCAUGCUUGCAAGGAUAUACCACAAUCCUCAAAACAAGGAAGAAAAUCAAUCUCGACUGCAGAAAAUUUUACAGUUUUGGGGCUCCAAGGAAGUCUAUGAUCAGGAUACUAUUCGUUCUCUUGAAAAUGAGAUGAUGAGUGGACUACCUACAAAUUUUGCUGGUCCUCGGAGGGAACUACUGGCUGCAGAUCCUUCUGCUGGUGCAGGAUUGUCACACCAAGUAACAAACCAGAGUGUUUUACACUGGAAGCCUGAUGAACAGGCGCCUCCUUUACCUAGCUUAGCCAAUCAAGAUAAAACAGUUCCUCCAAUACCAUCUGCGGCACCACAUCAAUUUCAUCCUGGUGUAGUUCCACCCACUGGAUUUCCUGGGUCGAUGCCUGUGCUGUCCUCUGUUCCGCAAGGAAAUCUACAAGCUGCAGUUCAUCCCAUGCCAGCAUCAACUACAAAUGCAGGUGGAAAAUUGCCUCCAUACCCCUUAUUUCCUCCUGGUCUUAUUCCUGGUAUGGUUAGGAAGAUGCAGAUUGGUAGUGGGGUGCCUUAUUCUCCGAUGAGCCCUUUGGAUAUCCCCACCAUUAUACCACCCUCCACUGUAUCAGAGUCUGAGAUUCUUGAGAGAGUGUCCAAAUUUUUUAGGGAGAUCGGAGAGGUUAAUCCAUCAGAAGGUCCUGUUAAACCAUCUGAUUCGGCCAAUGAUUAUGAAGACUAUGAGAGAGAUCCUUCUGUUCGCAAGGGAGGGGCUUGCAUCCCUCCACCUCCGAACCUCCAAGUUGACCCAGAAAUUGGGAAUUACUCUGAUGGAAGUGUGGAGCAGAAACCUGGAUUGAAUAGCUCAGGACGGUUAGGACUUGGAGCCAUGGCUAUUCCAGAUGAGUCAAGUCAAUACGAUGAUGUCUAUACUUCUUACAGAAAAGAAAGAAGCACAAAUUACCAUUCAUCAAUGAGUGUAAGAACUGUGAGGGAAUGAUGCUGUACUUUCGUCCAAAGACAAAUUGAUACAGAGAUCAUUUACAGGAAAACUAAGUCGUAGAGGAAAAAAUGCAAGUGGGAACAACUUCAAUUAGUUAUAGUUGCUGCACACAUGCAUUGCGUAUAUACUAUUUUAUAGUUUGUCGGUUUGGAGGUCAACCAAUAUAGCCUAUUUGAAGCAUCAUAGUUUCUGGUAGGGGUCUCAAAAUGAGCUCAAAUAUAGGUAAUCCGCCCAAACUUUUAUGGGUUGGGCUCAACAUAAUUUGUAUUGGGUUCAAUCUCAAUCCAUUCAAGCCUUAACUCAUUUUAAAAGGAUCUUCAAUUGAGCCCAACUUAAUCUCCAAUUUCAAUUCGUUUUAAGGCUCUUUAUUUGUAUUGGUAUAAUGUAUGUUCUCAUAUUAAAUAUAUGAAUUACUAUCUAUUUUUUA